UCAUCCGUUAACCCCGAGGGUUUUAGGUGGAAGUCCACUGUCAACCCUGAGGGUAUUAGACAGGUCUGGCAACCCCGAGGGUUUUAGGCAGGAAAUCCAUCACCGACCAAGGCUCAUGCCAAGGUCCUCGCGAAGGACAAAGAGGGGAUUACCCACUCGGGAUACGUUCUAUAACUACGGGGAUACCAUGGCACCAACUCAGGCUACCGUGGUCGCUCAGUUCCGCGAUUACCAUGCCGAGAAGUUCUCAGGGCAGGGAGACCCUCGCAUAGUUGACGAGUGGAUUCAGGGCCUGGAGUUUAUCUUCGAGGUCAUGGAGUGCCCUGAGAGAUAUCGCGUCAUUUGCGCUCAGCUUCAGCUCACCGGAGAUGCUAGGCUCUGGUGGAACGCUUACUGGGGCAUGCGCCCCGGUGAGAAGGCGGGAUGUACGUGGGAGAUGCUCAAGGACUUGAUCCGUGAGAAGUACUAUCCCACAUACUACCGAGCCGAGAUGGAGCGCCAGUUUCUAUCACUCCGGCAGGGUACUCGCACUGUCGACGAGUACGAGAGAGAGUUCACGAGACUUGCAGCUUUUGUACCUGAUCUGGUCCGCACGGAGGCCCAGCGAGCGCAGC
This is a messenger RNA of Striga hermonthica, 614 nucleotides long. The record is from the annotation of a GenBank genome assembly. NCBI's taxonomy places the organism in Eukaryota, Viridiplantae, Streptophyta, Magnoliopsida, Lamiales, Orobanchaceae.